Auanema sp. JU1783 is the source of this 1836-nucleotide messenger RNA. The record is from the annotation of a GenBank genome assembly. NCBI's taxonomy places the organism in Eukaryota, Metazoa, Nematoda, Chromadorea, Rhabditida, Rhabditidae.
AUGGCCGAAGAAUAUCAACUGGUGAGAACUUUUGCUUCUCUCCCACGCACCACAAGAGGGUUACCUGUUGUGAUAGGAGUCUCUCCUAAAGGAGACAAGAUUCUUUACCCGAAUGGAAACUCUGUUUUCACUGUCCCUGUUAAGGAUGUUACGAACCCUGACAUUUACACAGAACAUUCCGUCCCAGUGACUGUAGCAAAAAUGAGUCCAAGCGGGUUUUAUUGCGCUUCAGGAGAUGCAAAUGGUAACGUGAGAAUUUGGGACACUGUCAACUCGACUCAUAUACUGAAAGCCACCUAUCCAGUUUUCCAUGGAAACGUCCGUGACAUUGCUUGGAACGACGACAGUAAGAGAUUGGCUGUCGUUGGAGAAGGUCGUGAAAGAUUUGGACAUGUUUUUCUCUUUGACACUGGAACUUCUAAUGGAAAUCUUUCUGGACAAUCUCGUCCAAUGGGAUCAAUCGAUUUCAGGCCAACACGUCCUUUCCGAUUGAUCAGUGGCUCUGAGGAUAACACCGUAGCCAUAUUCGAAGGACCUCCAUUCAAAUUCAAAACGACACUCCAUGAACAUACGCGUUUUGUUCACGCUGUUCGUUACAAUCCAGAUGGAUCCUUGUUCGCUAGCGCUGGUGCGGACGGCAAAGUUAUCGUUUAUGAAGGCGCGGAGGGCAAAAAAGAAUUCGAGCUUUCUGAUGAAAGCUGCAAGGGAAAUGCCCACAGUGGUAGUGUUUUUGGAGUCAGUUGGUCAAGUGAUGGAACGAGACUUGCUACUGCUUCUGCCGAUAAAACUCUGAAAAUAUGGAAUGUUCCAAACAAAUCUUUAGAAAAAACUGUUACUUUCGGGGACGAAAUUGAUAACCAACAGCUCUCUGCUGUUUGGGCCGAAAACAAGGUUGUGACUGUAGCCUUGAACGGAUUCAUAAGCAUCGUGAACCCAGAUGAAGGCUCCAUUGAAAAGGUUAUCACUGGACACAAUAAGCCUAUUACGGCUGCAGCUGUAACCGACGCGAGAGAUUUCUUGUUCACUGCUGAUUUCGAAGGAAACAUCAACCGAUGGAAACUUAGUGACGGAUCAUCCCUCAGACUUCCUAAGGUUCACAAGUCUCAAGUUGUUGGUCUCUUCGCGACUUCUUCGGGAACACUGAUCAGUACCGGGUGGGAUGAUGCGGUAGCUUUCACUGGAUCUGCUACUGGCUCCCCUAGUAGCCCAAAAUCUGUACAACUUCCAUCCCAGCCUCUGGGCUUGGCUAGCUCUUCUGAUGGAAAAACGGUAGCUGUGGCUUGUUACAAACAUGUAGUCAUUAUUGAGGAUGGAAAAGUGAAGAACGCUCAAUCCGUUGACGGACAGCCUUCUUGCGUUGCUUUCUCAGAAGAAAAGAAGCUUGUAGCAGUUGGACUUCAGAGCUCGAACGUAGUUAUUUAUGGCUUAGAUUCGAAUGGAACGCUCACUGAGAAGAAGCGUCUCAGCCAUAAUGGACAUAUCACAGCUGUAUCGUUCUCUGCUAACAGCGAAUAUCUGGUUGCCAGUGACAACGCCAGAAAAGUUAUCCCCUACAAAGUAGCUGAUGAUUUCAGUGUAGCUUCCAGCAAAGAAUGGACCUUCCAUUUGGCUAAGGUAAAUUGCGCUGCCUGGAGUCCAAAUGGUCGCUAUGUCGCUACAGGUGGAUUAGAUACAAAUUUGAUUGUCUGGGAUACUCAAAACAGCGGAGAACAUCCAAUUAUUAUUAAAGGGGCUCACGCGAUGUCGUCUAUUAAUGAAAUUCUCUGGACUAAAGAUAAUGAAUUGCUGACUAUCGGACAAGACUCGAACAUCAAACACUGGCGCCUUCACAUCUAA